GAAGUCCACGAGUCAUAAAAGAGCCAAGGUUGACUACCCCUGCCAUAGAGCUUCGAGUUGGGCGCUGGGCUGGAGUACAAUUAGGAGGUGCAUGAAUCCUGCAUCAAGACAUGUCCGAAGUCAAGCGGAGGAAAGCAAACAUUUCCAAGCCAAAUGAAGAUGAGCAAAAGAAACAAGUUUUCAACAAGAGUACCAAAUCUAUGAGGAUGGAUCUGCAAACAGCUUCAAGUCUGUUAUCUCUUGUUGCCAGUCUAGGGCUAUCAUGGUUUCUUUUCCAGCAGUCUGUUCAGUUGGCUGCUGUAGAGAAGAAAUAUCACAUAUUAAAGGAAGAAGCUGUAAAGUUUCAAGAUAUGGAAAAUAAAAUUAGCACAAUCUCUGAAAAGUGUGAGAUGGUACCAAGUUUGACAAAACAACUGGAAGACCUUAAUAUAAUUCCUCAGAUGAAGCAUCUGCAAAAGGAGAUUAGCAUCAUGCAGAUAAGAUCCAGUCGGUUAAUUCAAGAAGAGGAGGAGCUCCAGCGAAAUUUAACAUCUCUCUUUGAUGCAGUUGCUAAACAUGAGGAAAAAACUAAGGCCAUCUCUGUAAAAAUUGCAGAUGUGAAGACUGACAUUAGACGCAUUUCAGGUCUUCAAACAGAUAUAUCCUUAUUAAUAGAGAAUCUAGAAAUUUUAGAAGACAAGGUAAAUAAAGCUGAAAAGGUCAUAAUACAGAAUAUAGGAGAUCUUCUCACUAGCAGCAUUGACAGGACUAAAAAGCUACAAAAUAUUGCAUCUGAAAAUACCAGAGAGGUAGAGCACAUUAAGGCAAAAUCAUUUGAGCUGAAUGCCAACUUUGCCAAGCAAUUCAAUAAACUUUUAGAAUUGGAAAGUGAUCGAGCUAAAGUUCUGACAACAGUAGCCUUUGCAAAUGAUUUAAAACCUAAAGUUCACAAUUUAAAGAAUGAUUUGGCACAUUUGCUACUUGUAUUAGAUGAAUUAACAUUGCGAAUAGGAAGACUGCUUGGGGAUCUAUUGGAAAACCAGAAGGAACUUGCUCUCCUGAAUAAAAAGUUAUCUAAUUUAACUUCAAUUCAGACUGAAACUGAAUGACAACUAUUUCAAAUAGGAACACAUCUAAGAACAUUUCAGUUCUAACAAAUUAGCGUAGUUUGCUCUAACGAAGUUGGAUGUUAAAUCAUAAUUAAAAAAUCUGCAUAUAGCAAAUUUAAUCUUCAAACGAUGUCUGAAUUAGCCAUUCUUCAAGUGAAAUCAUGAGAUUUUUAAAUUAUCAGGUGAAAAUCCAAAGAUACCUUUAACACUGGUGAAAAUCUGAUACGAUUUAGGUUUGCAUCAUGUGUUUCUGCAAAACAUUCCCAGCAUUUUUGUAAAACAGAAGAGAACAAUAUUGGAGAAUUCAGGUUUUAGUAGUUAGACAAAAUCAUUUGUUAAGCAUUUUCAUAUUAAAAUGUUUUCCUGUGCCAGCUGUAAUUCAUUAACAUGAAAUGGGUGUAAUUUAUUUCUUAUGAUAUGGUAAAAUGCUUUCUAACCAUCCUCAACAAAGAAUGUUCAAGACUUAAAACAGGGGACACCAAUCCCCAGGCUAUAGCCCACUACUGGGCCUCAGCCUGUUUUGAAUCUGGCCAUGUGAGCGCAAUUCCAUUUGCACGAGUGGGGGGAUGAGAGCACUUGCGUGCAAAAUUCCAUUUGUGCACACCUGCUACUCACACAGAACCACUUCCCAUCCGCCAAACACGAAAGGUUGGGGACUGCUGACUUAAAAGAUGUAAUCUUAUAUUUAUGGUUUCCAAAAAUGUAUCUAUGUACUUCUGAAAACUUUAACUUUUCUCUUUAAUUCUGAACUUCAGAACCAAUUUUAAAUAGAUUCUAGUUUUAAAUAUUUUGAUAGUAGAUGACUGUGUAUAGAUUCAUACAUGAUUCAAACGGAAUACUUGAGGUAGGUCUAUUUAUAACAUACAUUUGCAAUUUUUCAUUCUGACUAUUAAUUUGCUUGUGAGAGCCUUAAUGGUAUAGGAUAUUUUCCUGCCUAAUGUAGUUUUUUUCCUUAAGAGGUUUCUCUGGUUAAAAUAUUUUGUUGUAUUGCACCAUUGACAGUAUACAUGAUGAUGAUUAUCCAUUUAGAUCACUGUUUCAAAAAACAUUUAAUUCAUAUUAUA
This is a messenger RNA of Protobothrops mucrosquamatus (brown spotted pit viper), 2152 nucleotides long. RefSeq names its product IKBKB interacting protein (gene IKBIP). The transcript has 4 exons. NCBI's taxonomy places the organism in Eukaryota, Metazoa, Chordata, Lepidosauria, Squamata, Viperidae. The coding region runs from base 111 to 1088 and encodes 325 amino acids. The record is from RefSeq and is a predicted model, not a curated record.